This is a messenger RNA of Drepanopeziza brunnea f. sp. 'multigermtubi' MB_m1, 2184 nucleotides long. Lineage: Eukaryota; Fungi; Ascomycota; Leotiomycetes; Helotiales; Drepanopezizaceae. The record is from RefSeq and is a predicted model, not a curated record.
AUGGCCCAGCCGUCGACACCCGGAGCCGGGAGCUCGAUCUUUGGUUCCGGAUACAGCGGCCAGGCAAUUGGCGCAAAUUUCCUCACUCCAGGCUCUGCGGCCUCUUCAAAUAACACCUUCCUCAUGCCCAACUCGCCGGUAAAGGGACGCCUGAGCAUGGAAAACUAUAAGCCCAAGAUCACCAGGACUCUGGGCCAGCGACCCGCCUGCUUGGUCAACGCAAGCGUUACAUACUGUGGUAAUAAUCAAAUAUAUGCCUUUGGAGGUUUCGAUCAAUAUACAGACGAAGUCUACAACCAUGUCUUGAGGCUGGAUAUGGUUAGUCACCAGUGGAGCCAUACUGCAACUCUCUUCGAAGGCGACAAGCUGUUGAUAUUCGGAGGAGAGAACGAACACCGCACCUACCUUUCUGAUCUUAUCAUCUUCGACCUCAAGACUGCACACUGGACUCAACCAACUGUCAACGGUCCCAUCCCAAAAGGCCGAGCAAGACAUGCUGCGGUUCUGCAUGAUGACAAGCUAUUUAUCAUUGGUGGGAUCACUGGCCACAAUAACUAUGUUCUCGACGAUAUUUGCUACCUCGACCUCAAGACUUUCACUUGGUCAAGAGCGUGGAAAUUCGUCGGCAGAUUUGACCACUCGGCAUACCUGUGGGGAGAUCGUGUCUGGGUGUUUGGCGGACUGAGUGAGGAUAUGGACAAGGUCGGUGACAUCUGGUGGUUAGAUCUCAAGGGCAGUCCUGCAUUCGAUUCUCCACCACCAUUUGGCUCUCUGGACCGCCACUCAGCCUUGGGCCGGAUAUCUGGUUCUUCUCGUCAAUCAUUUGCGUUAACCCCAACACCAGCUGUUGGAAGUUCGGGAUACGCCGCGAAUUCCAGCAGUGCUCAAGUCAAUCCUCCCUCAUUCCAGCUCACUGCUUCUCCGCCCGUGGCUCCGGGUCCAAUUUCGUCCUUGAAAUUCGUCUCUGGUCCCAACAUCCCAUCUCAAGGUUCGGGAAUGCAUUUCCAUGUCUACACAUCCGGUACCUUGCUUGAUUUUGUAACACCAGCCGCGACUAUUACUCCCCAGGAGUGCUCCUUGUCGUCUCUUGAACUUGAUACUUUGCGAUGGGCAAAAUUGGCUGAGGGUCGUGACAUUUUUCGCCCGGGAUAUCGAUGGCAUUAUUGUACAAUGAACGAAGAUGGAACGAAAGCUUGGCUUCUCGGAUGCCCCACUGACCCUACAGCCACUGAUCUUGGACCAGGCGGAUUCGAGGAGUACUUGAGUGACAUUAUGGAAAUCGACCUUCGAAGAUACGGCAUUAUCGGCAACAACUUAACCCCCGAACCCCGUGCAGAACACUCUCUGAUUGCCGCCUCCCUUGAACGCACCAUAAUCCCACAAUCCAAAGGCCUCGGCGCUGAUCUCGCCAAGCUCUUUAACCAAUCCCCGGAAUCCGGCAGCGGUACCGACUUUACCAUCACGGCCCUCAAAGACGGCGACUGGGAUGACGAAGAUCUCAUGUCCUCCAGCAUGAUGCGCGACUCCCCAUCAGACCAACAAACUUGGCUCGACCCGAAUGCAACUACCUCGCCCCCUAUCCACGUGCAUAAGCUCAUCCUGCAAGCCCGCUGGCCGCACUUUGCACGCCUCUACAACGCCCAGAUGGCUGAGUUCCACACAAAGAAAAUGCAUAUCCCGGAGCCCUACACUGUCGUCAAGGCUUUCUUGUAUUACCUGUACACCGACAGCAUUCAACCUGAAGAUUGUGGUGAGCUGUCUGAUGUCGCGGGAUUGUUGGUGAUGUCGAAUAUUUAUAACAUUCCCCAUUUGAGACUGCUGUGCGUAAAUCGUCUGAGUAAAGAGCUGGACGUCGAUCACGCCUGUGUCAUCUGGCAUUGCGCCGGCAUAGCGAAUGAAGAAUGGUUGCGUAAGCGCACGGCGAAUUUCUGCCUCAUGCACUGGGGCCGUGUGGUCCGGACUCGGGGAUUCCUCAAACUUCCACGCUCAGCUCUGGUUGAGUUGUCCCAGGAGAUUGAUACGGAAGGCCGUGUGGUUGGAGGUGACGAGCUGGAGGCUGUGGGUGGUCUUGGUGGGGGUAGGUUCGGUGUAGGUGGUGUAGCGCGGAAGAUGAGUGUUGGCAGUAACCAGACGAGGGAGAUGGGGAGCGACGGUGACGAGAAUGAGGAGAUGGAGAUGUCGUAA